This is a messenger RNA of Rhea pennata, 2016 nucleotides long. RefSeq names its product sirtuin 3 (gene SIRT3). The transcript is spliced from 8 exons. The coding region runs from base 204 to 1046 and encodes 280 amino acids. Lineage: Eukaryota; Metazoa; Chordata; Aves; Rheiformes; Rheidae. Gene Ontology annotation, cellular component: nucleus. Gene Ontology annotation, molecular function: NAD+ binding; histone deacetylase activity, NAD-dependent. The record is from RefSeq and is a predicted model, not a curated record.
CGCCGCGGCCGCCGCCCGCCGGCUGCGGGGCGGCCGGCCCCGGCGCACGCAGGAUCCAAGGGAUCAGGCCCUUCUCUGUAUCUGCUGCUGUCAGAGCCAUCUUGGGAGUGGGCAGAUGGGGAGAUGAUGGUGGGAAGCAGAAGCUCACCCUGCAGAAUGUGGCAGAACUAAUUCGGAAGAAGGAGUGUCAUCGAGUAGUAGUGAUGGCUGGUGCUGGGAUUAGCACCCCCAGCGGUAUUCCAGAUUUUAGGUCCCCGGGGAGUGGCCUUUACAGUAACCUUGAGCAGUACAACAUCCCUUACCCAGAAGCCAUCUUUGAACUGAACUAUUUCUUUCUCAACCCUAAGCCCUUCUUCACUUUGGCCAAGGAGCUCUACCCUGGCAAUUACAGGCCCAACUAUGCCCACUAUUUCUUGAGGCUCCUGCAUGACAAAGGACUUCUCCUGCGUCUCUAUACUCAGAAUAUUGAUGGGCUGGAGAGAGUUGCUGGGAUCCCUCCUGAUAGACUGGUAGAAGCCCAUGGCACCUUUGCCACUGCCACUUGUACCAUCUGUCGAAGGACAUUCCCAGGAGAGGACUUCAGGGGGGAUGUCAUGGCAGACAAGGUCCCUCACUGUCCUGUCUGCACUGGAAUCAUCAAGCCUGACAUUGUGUUCUUUGGCGAGGAGCUCCCACACCGCUUCUUCCUGCACAUGACCGACUUCCCCAUGGCAGACCUGCUUUUCGUCAUUGGAACAUCCCUGGAGGUGGAGCCCUUUGCCAGCCUGGCAGGUGCUGUUCGCAGUUCCGUUCCCCGAGUCCUGAUCAACCGGGAUCUCGUAGGACCAUUCGCCUGGCAGCAACAUUACAAUGAUGUAGCCCAGCUGGGGGAUGUGGUCAGUGGGGUCAAGAAGCUGGUGGAGCUACUGGACUGGAAUGAAGAAAUGCAAACACUAAUUCAGAAGGAAAAAGAAAAGGGAACACCCCGAAAAAGCCCUACAGAUUUAGAAAGUUCUCCUGGAGCUGGAAGUGACAAGACUAGGAAAACCCCUAUGGCACGUAUAUAAAAUUAGUCCACACAGCCUUCUGGAUGCGAAAGAAAAAUAGGACAGCUGGCUUCCUGCUGCUGGAAGACGAUGUUCACCUUGAAAAAGAGAUGUUGUCAUGCCCAGCACAGGCAGAGAAAUCCCAGCAGGGAGCUGUCAAGAGGCUCUGCAGCAGCAAAUGUACAUAGACUUGGCAUCUGGGGAAGAGGGGAUGCUUGUGGCUGAAUCCAGCCAUCCUGGAAGGGGAGCAUAAAGGCCUUCACCCAUGAAGAAAAUGGAGACUAAAUACCAAGCUGCAAACUGGUUCUAAUAUUUUGGAACAGUUUAUAUGGUCAUGGCACACUGUUCCGUCCUAUCCUCACCUCAUCAUAGCAUUCCUCAGGAGAGGCUUCUCUCUUCAGCAGCUCUGGCUUUGCUGCCCAGUUGGUGCACCAUUUGAAGAGGCUGUUGUUCAACCGUGAGAUGUUCACCGUUAAGCAUGGCCAGGAGCUCACUGAUUGUCUCCCAAAACUCACACAAACAUGUUGGAUGAGAUCUACAUAUGCAGCUUGCAGUUUGGAUCUCCUUCUUUCUGAGCCCUCUAGCCUCAAAGACCCUCAGGGGGGCCAAUUUUCAAAAUCCAGGUGUUGAUAAAGCUACAAAGGUCAGGGCUUAGGGUAUGCCAGAAGAUAAGCAGCCAAAAUCACUUCCAAAGUCCAGAGUUCUCACCUGCAUCCACUGGACUGAGCAUCUGCCAACUCCUUUCACAGCUCUUCCCCAGACUGAUUUUUUCAAUAAUCAAGAUCCUUCUGUUGCUGCAGACAUGUAGUGUUUAUUCUUUAGAUGAAAUCUCUGUUAAUCAGGAGACAAAUGCUAUCAAUGUGCCUGUCCCAUUCCCUCCCACCCCUUUCCAGCUGAGCAAGGUCAGCUCCAGCUGCUGGCAGUUCUGUCUGGAACACUUUUGAAUCAGUGUAGAGUUAAUUGUUUAAUAAUAAAGAGUGCUACUUCUUUU